GCUGUUAGCUGCGCGCUGCAGACAUCAUUAUCGGAGGGAGACGCUUUCCACCGUCGGCGCCGGAGCAGAGCAGGGGAGCCCUGGCAACAAGGAGACACACAAACUCAGCAGCCCGCUACACCGCUCAGGUAUGCUGACACACAAACGCAGACAGACAGGGCAGGCACCUGGGACCUCCCAUUGGUAGAAACAUCUAGUCAUCUCCUCAGGCUUUUGUCAACACUCAACUGAGGCUCCUCCCACUCCACCAAGAUCCUCCGCCCUCUCUGCUCAGGGAGUUCCUGACUCAUCACUGCACAGCUUUCUGGGAAACUCCGGUCCCCCUCUCCAUGGGCUGCACCUCCUGCUGACUGACCAGGGCUGACAAGGGGGAGCUGGUAAAUGAGGAUUUCUCCGUGUGUGGGCAGACUUCCUGUUGGAAAUGAUUCCUCAUGAAGAGCGGCGCACUCGGCCCGUCGCUAAGGGCGACAGCAGCAGGUGUGACGUCGUGAUGCUCUCCCUCCACAACACUCAGACCACACCCAACAAUCGCUAAGGAACACCCAACAACCAACCCAGACCAGCCUCUCCCUCUAUCACUAACGGCCCUCCAUCUAAGUCUGUCACUGCUUUCUUUGGUGUAACAGAUCUAAUACAGACGCAGGAUAGAAUAAUUAAGACAAGACUAUUGAAAGAAAUUGAACCCGGCUUUUGUGUGGAGCUGACAUCAAUAUGAAGUCCAACCAGGAACGAAGUAAAGAAUGUUUGCCCCCAAAGAAGAGGGAGAUUCCUUCUAGCACAAUACCAUCAGAACGGCACUCUUCUCCCACUAUGGCGCCCCCUAGUGAUGUUCCCCGCUCCGAGAACCUGUCAUGGCUUAUGGGUGGCAAUAGUGAAGGGGUGAACCGUAGCACCUCUCAGUCGGAAUACAAGCCCCUCACCUCCACUACAGACUCUUUCCCCUCCUCUUCCUCAGUCAGGCCAGUCUCAUCACUCCCCACACUGUACACAUCUCCCCAAAGCACCGCUGGAGGGACAGUCCACUACACACAGCUGCCUCCAAACCUACAGUUCAUCGCCUCCCCAUACACCACGUCGUACCCGGGCUAUAUCCCCUCUCAGAUAUUCCCCCCUCCUCCGCCCCCGCCUCAGAGACUCCCCCACACAGAGAGACCCCCUCACUCAGAGAGACCCCCUCACACACACACAGAGACAAGUCACAACAAACCAGAGCGCUCCUCCAGCCGCACCUCCAUGCCCCCACCCUCCACAGACUCUGUUGCGCCACAUCACUUACAUCACCGAACAGCUCCUUCUGCACACCACCAUGCGCCACAUUCACUGCACUCCCAGCAUGCACUUGGGCAUGGCAUGUCUCAAGUUUUGCUGCAGUAUGCAGACGGGCCUCCACGAAAAGAUGAAGGGGGUUCAAGAACUCGAGAGCUUCAUAAUGGAGAGCUGGAACGAGGGCGACGGUUUGAGUCAAAGUCUGGACACAAGUUGCGGGACUCGUAUGAAGCCCGUUCACGUGUUUUGUCAUCAGACUACACUACCCAUGAUCCCUCAGGGCUCAGAAUAUCUAGCGUGCUUAUGCCCAAUAGCCACAGUGACCAUCAUUUGCCCAGAGUUAGCCCUGAUAAGCAUUCAUCAUCACAUGUGGAAAGAGGUAGCAUUGUUUCAGGCAAACCAAUCAGGACCCCUUCAUCGUCCAGCAGCACGUCCACGUUUACGUUCCCAGCCCCUCCCCCUCCCAGUGUGGACAGUCCGAAGCCCCCACAGACUGUGAUCCAGACCACACACAGCUCCACAGAACCACUGUCGCUGGGCCUGCCCUUCCCUCAGCAGCCAAUCAUCGGGUACAUUGCGGGGACUCAGCACUGCCUCCCUCAACACUUGCUCAUUCCUGGUGCCCAGCCUGUCAUCAUCCCUGUGAGCGGGGCAGUCACUUCUCUGGACACAUCCCAGGUUGCCUCGUCCACCCAGGCUGCACCCUUCCCCGCCAAGACAGACCCUCUGGGCUCACCCGCUGGUUUAUAUCAGGCUUCUGCUGGGGCUGUGGUCCAGGGACAACUUCAUCUCCCCAUCAUCCCUGCCUCUCCAGGACUGGUCUCUUCCUCUGACCCUCCUGCCUCUGCCUCUAACACCUCUCUGCCCCACGUGCUGCCUCCGUAUUUCAUCAAGGGCUCCAUCAUCCAGCUGGCGGACGGCGAGCUGAAGCGUGUCGAGGACCUGAAGACGGAGGACUUCAUCCAGAGUGCAGAGAUCAGCAGCGAACUCAAGAUCGACUCCUCCACUGUGGAGCGUAUCGAGGGCAGCCGCACCUCCCCCAACCUCGCUGUGGUGCAGUUUGCUGUGGGUGAGCACCGGACGCAGGUGAAUGUGGAAGUCCUGGCCGAAUACCCCUUCUUUGUCUUUGGCCAGGGCUGGUCUUCUUGUUGCCCCGAUCGGACGACUCAGCUCCUGGAAUUGCCUUGCACUAAACUAUCUGUGGGCGACGUCUGUAUCUCUCUCACCUUAAAAAACGUGAGGAACGGCUCUUUAAAGAAACCUAUAGAACUCACCACCCUGCCUCUCAAACCCCCCAACCACCGCUCAGGCCAGAAGGAAAAUGGAAUUAACCAGAGAGGAAGCAGUGGGAAUGUCGAAAACGGAGAGGUCCCAUUUGGAGAGAAACAAGGCCAAGGCGAGGAGGGUUCCAGGAGGCAGUCCGGUAGCAGGAAGAGGAGGUGGUCCGCUCCGGAGGGUCGCACAGUGGAGCGGUCAGAGGAGGAGCCCCCUGUUACUCUGCCCAAACCCAACUUCAUUCCUCACCAAGUCAAAGUCAGCAUUGAAGGGAGGUCCAACAUUGGCAAGUGAGAAGCGCUCUGCAGCAAGGAGACUUUUAAAGGAAAAAAUGUCCACUUCAUGUUUAGGUUUUUUACAUUUUCUGACAUCCAGUGAGCAGCAAGACAAUUUGUUUAGAAGAUUUCUAUAUAAAAAGCAGUGGGUGGAAUUCUUACAAGUAUUGGUUACUUGGUAGCGUGUGGUGCACUGGGGCAACUCUCAGAAGUCUUCAGUUUAAUUACAUUAGACAUCAUGGCUAUUUCUCAAAUGGCAUCACAUCUUUUCCAGUUGAAUUUUCCAGUACAAAUCAUGUGUCUCCUUGUGUGCUAUGAUUUGUAUAUUGAAUUGGCUUAUUUACACCAAAUGCCCUUCCUGACUCUACCCUCUAUAUUUUUCUGGCCAUGAUGGUAAUACAUGCACAUGUUUGUACCACGGUCAGUAUGCCCCAGUGUGCCACACAAAAGACUGUUAAUAAUGUUAUUCACUCUAUCCUUACCAUAGUUCUUAAAAUGAUUGUCAGUACUAUAAAUUCAGGGGUCUUUAUAGUUCUAGAUUGAACCUAGGAGUUAUCUAAACUGAAUACUCACAACACACUGGGAUGGCACGCACCACUGUCAUCAUAACCAAUGUUACUACAAUGUAUUUUUUUAUCAAAAUGGCUGCAAGGGAAAUCAAGACAGAAACUACUUGCCUAUCAUGGUCACCGCGCAGUCCACACCUUAUUAAUGUCUUUAUUCACACAGUACUGUAUGUUUUUAGAUUUUUUCCUUUGUUGUGCGUAAGGGUGGAAAGUAGCAACAGCACUUUGGAAAGUCUUUGGAAAAAAUUGAAGGCUCAUUUUUGGUGAAUGUGGGAAAAUGUGUGAGCAGAAGUGCCAAGGGAUCACAAAGAAAGGGAUUCGGAAAGAGGAAAAUCCCAUUUAGUCGACUGUUAUUGACAAAGUGAUGAUGGCUUUAAGAAUGUUUGAAGAGAGGAAACUCAUAUUGGAAUGUGAUUAAAGAGUUUGGUAACUGAUAUGAGUGUAUAAUACUAUAAUGAUACCCGAAUGAUAGAAUAAGAUGUUUAGGCCACUAGAACUGAAGGGCGGCUUGAUGUAGUUGUGCCUGUUGGUGUCUGUCUAUACACAGUGUAACCACAGAUACACCAUCCAAUAAUAGCAUAAAAGACACUAGCAGACUGACAAUGCUAACAUAAGGCACUAACAGGAAGUGCUAAAAAGACAUCGUCCUCUCUGUAGUGCAUCUGUCUGUGUGGCUGGGAGUGUGUACUUUUAAAAGACUAUAAACAUUUAAUUCUAAAUGUCCAGUGUUUCUAUGUAGAGUCUUUUACUUAAGAGAAUCAUGCAAUUUGCACAUUGUCGGGAGGAUGGAGUUCAGUAGUAACUUUUUUUUUAAUGGCCCUGUCCUGAAUGGAGGCCUAGACCAGUGAUACAUUGGACAAAGAAAGCAGAUUUUGUUUGUAUAAUAUGUAAGGGGGAUUACUAAGUAAAAUGUUAUAACAAUCUGACUUUGAAAGCAAAAUCUGUGUUUGAGGGUAGGGUCCAGUUUAGGACAGGAGCCACUUGUGCUUUUGGCCAACUAAACCCUGAUUUGCUAAGAUGUAGCAGUUACCUCAUCAGGCUUGUAGGUUUGGUUUUGCACAAGACUAGGUCAGAGGUUUAUCUUAAAUGAAAGGUGAGCUUUUAUUUGGAGCCUCUUUGGAGUGAAAGAGAUGAUGUAACCUAAGGUGUUUUUCCCCCAGAAUGCAGUGUGAGUUGGAAGUUUUGUCUAAUACUGCCUUCAAAUGUAAGUCAUAGGAAAUAGUGGUAACAGUGGUGAGUGAUUGGCUUCUCAGUGACCUUAGUUUGCAACAGUAAUUACAAAGCAAAUUAGAAUCAGAAUAACAUGUUUUCUUCACAAAGCAAUGCAACUGAAAAGCCAUAUUUGAAACCACAAUCUCUCCCCUGUCUCAUAAAAAAUAAUAAAAACAUACAGUGCACAAAAAAUCAAUUUUAAGGCUCAUGCAUAAUUGAUUGAAAUAGAAAUAUUUUUGAUAGAAAUGGUCAGGGAUACAGUGAGUGACAGUAUGUUGUUCAGUGCCAAGUGCAUCUGGUGUGGUAUAAGAUUUACAACAGGUUGUUGCAUGAAGCUGGAGAUGACAAUAACAGAGCCGUGAGUGGUUGAGUUUUUUUCAUGUUGGAGGUUUGCUUUUAGAAAUGGGAAAUUUUGCACCCUAUACCAGAUGAGUGAGUCUGUUUAGAGUCAUCGAUUUUGCUUUAUUUUUGUAAUGCAACAGGGUUUUGUGUCACCGCAUUUUUAUAUCUUUUUUUCUUGUCCCGUUGAGCAGUAAGUAAAUUAGUGUAUGUUGUCCACUCGGUUGUCCACCUUUGUGUCUCCCCACCUCACUAACAGGAAAAAAACAUUUAGAAACAAAACUCUCCAACCAUUUUAUCAUCAAAUUCAAAAUAGUUUAAGAACUAGCCAAAGCAAUAUUUUCAUAAUAUUCAGGCACAUUCCACUCAAGUUAUCUGCAAUAAACAUUGAACAAUAAUCUCCUUUUGCAAGAUAACCAAAAUCUCCCCAGAAAACAUAUAUGAGCUUGCAUCAUAAAUCAUUUGAGAAUUGCAGUAGUAGUAGUGGUAGUAGUAGUAUUUCAGGGAGUCAUAUAUAUGCAGUAACUACAAUCACACAACCCGCUGAACUCCGUGUGUCGCUAAAGUGUGCCUCUGCGUAGUAACCUCGUCAAUCUUUAAGUUUUUUUCUUCAGGUACCCGCGCGUAUAGCCAGCCUCGAGAAAACACCUUCUGCUAAAGGCCAAGCAAUCAAUGAAACCCUCAAAAGACAACCGUUAGCUACCUGACUGACUUUUCUGUCCAUCCCCACCACUCACCUACCACACCCUCAAUAAGAAACUAUACAAGCAAUCAGCUGGAGGAAGCGAAGGAGCGUAGACAGUUAAAAUAGUUGUCUACAGCAUUGUUUUAGCUCCAAUUGGUCACCACCCCAAAAAAUGUCAUCCUGUACGUAAAAACAAACCAAUUAUCGAAAGAAGAGUAAGUUUUGCUAUCUGAAAAUGUCUAUACUUUGAAAAAAAUACAUGUCCACUCUGUAAAUUAUUAGCACUCAGAACUAGCCAUUUAUACUGUCAAAAUUUGCUCUCAAAAAUAGUGUAGCCUCUGUGUCCUCUAUUUUAACUGUCUAUGGGAAUACACCUGUUAGAUUUUUAAGUUAUUUUAUUUUUAGAUAUGUCCCUACCACUCUUUACCCAAAAAUGUUCGAGACAAUGUGCAAUAUUAUCAUUUUUGUCCCCCUCCUCUUGCCGUGCCAAGUGUAUGUAGCAGACUCCAGUGUCUAAUCCCUGAAAUGGCUUGUCCGGAGUCGUCAUGUGAUGUGUCUACCACCUUGCCCCCUUUCCACCUCCCAGCCCCUUAUCCCCUUUACCCCCCCUCACCCUCCCCUUAUGUCUGUGUGUGUGCAUCAACCUAACUAUGUAUGAUUGUGAUUCAUAGUGCGUGAUUUCUUCUAUAAUCAUCUGUGUGCUCAAAACCGUGACCCUCAAAAGGUUGAAGGUGUUGCACACAGAAAAAAAUAACCUCAUUGCUUGUGGGGACCACUUUUUAUAAAAAAGUAAAAAUAUGUAAAAACACAAAAAAAUAUAUAUCAAUAAACCAACAGAGAUGCACAUGUAAGUAGUUGUAAAAGACUUGAUAAUUUCAGCACUUUCUAAAAAUCCUAGGGCGGGCUUUGGUGUCUCUGACUGAUACCCUGCCUAGGGGUAACAUUCAUUCAAAAACAGACAGAGAAUGAAAAAAAGGGGGUGAUUAUGGAGAGGGAUGUUUCAGUUGUAACGUUUUGCACAUCACCUGCCCUGUAACCGUGUGUUUCUCUGUCUGAGCUCCAUCUCACUUGGCGCGUUCUUGGGUCCAACGGGCCAAGGUGUUGGGUGGUUCCUUGGUUCUUUUUUAGGAAUUUCUCAUGGAAUGCAUCCCUAUUCUUUAGUCAGGUUUGUGGGAUAUUUACUCCACCUAUAGCACGAAAUCAUGCUGUGCCGCUAUAUACAAUCUGGUUCACCUUUGAAAUUUGGAGUGAAUUGGCACAGUUUGGCUUUGCAGUAUAAUAUCGGUGCACACGCAAACCUCCUUCUAUGUUUGCAUUACUUUUUGGUGCAGAAGCUUUCUAUCUGGUUUUUAGUCUCCUUGUAGCACUCAUUAUAAUGUCAGGGGACUGAAAACUAUGUCGAAUGUGUCAUUGUUGAGUUAUAGACAAGCUUCCUCACUGUAGGAAACACUGCUAAUGUUCUUUUAUAAAAUUGGCUUCUUGCACAAACUUGACAAAUAAAUGAAUGUGGCGUGUGAGCUUGUGACUUUUUGAAUCCGAAAAAAGCAUGUGUGCUCUUGAUGUUUGUACUUUACUUUUUGCAAAAAGGAUGUGUUCUUUUGGCACUUUGUUGUUUUAAAAGUGAACAGAAUUUGAUCAGGAUUCCUUUUUUUCUUUCUUUGUUUUUCUUGUUAAAUGUCCAUAGCGCUGGAUAACCAACUCAGGCAGAAAGAAGAACUUGUAGAGGCUCACUUAACUAUUUAGUGUCACCCCAAUCAAUUUACAUGGUGGGCUGUUUGAUAUGGGUUAUAAGAUAUGUAAAUUUCUUACAUAUAAUUUGAUAUGAUUAACUAAUGACAUUAUUGACAAUAACUAUAAAUUAUUAUUAUAAUACUCUCUGUAUUAUGCUGGAGAAGGCUUGGAUCGCUCUUCAGUGAACUUUAAACUUUGGGCCUGCCACUCUGCAAGGCGAAAAAAAUACUUCAGCGGAGGACAGCCAUUGUGACCUUUGACCCCGCCCACUGCCACAGAAUGGGUGGGAUUUAUGUUUCGGAUGCGCUCACAUGGAUGGGUUCCUUGUUGUGAACACUCAGCUCCGAAGGCUGUGCUGCGGACUUGUUCUUCUGCUCACCUGCGACACUGGACUGGACUGAGCGACACGGGAGCAGAGACAGUGUGGCCAGCAGGAGGCGCUCACAGCAGCUCCUAGCCAAUGUGUUUGUACUAUAUUGUACUCACCAAGUCCCUGUGUCUCACCACCCCUUUGCUUUAGAGCAUUGGAGAAUCCCUGUUGGUGUAUGUAUUUGACAUCUGUACAAAUGCACCUCUUUGAAAACAAAAUGAAACCUUGACAUAUCUGGAGUAAA
Molecule: messenger RNA, 7963 nt
Organism: Periophthalmus magnuspinnatus
Lineage: Eukaryota; Metazoa; Chordata; Actinopteri; Gobiiformes; Gobiidae
Gene: atxn1a
Product: ataxin 1a
Exons: 5
Coding region: 712-2835 (707 amino acids)
Biological process (GO): negative regulation of transcription by RNA polymerase II; nervous system development
Cellular component (GO): nucleus
Molecular function (GO): protein binding; RNA binding
Source: RefSeq, a predicted model, not a curated record